AUGGCUCGUACAAAACAAACAGCUCGUAAAUCGACCGGUGGCAAAGCCCCACGCAAGCAGCUUGCUACCAAGGCUGCCCGUAAGUCAGCACCUGCCACUGGUGGCGUGAAGAAACCACACCGUUACCGUCCGGGUACAGUUGCUCUUCGUGAAAUUCGUCGGUACCAAAAGUCGACCGAGCUUUUGAUCCGUAAGCUUCCUUUCCAGCGUUUGGUGCGUGAAAUUGCUCAAGAUUUCAAGACGGAUCUGCGUUUCCAAGGCUCGGCUGUGCUAGCGCUACAGGAGGCCGCUGAGGCUUACCUUGUGGGUCUAUUUGAAGACACGAACCUUUGUGCUAUCCACGCAAAGCGUGUCACUAUCAUGCCCAAGGACAUUCAGUUGGCUCGUCGUAUCCGUGGCGAACGCUCGUAA
This is a messenger RNA of Peronospora belbahrii, 411 nucleotides long. NCBI's taxonomy places the organism in Eukaryota, Oomycota, Peronosporomycetes, Peronosporales, Peronosporaceae. The record is from the annotation of a GenBank genome assembly.